Molecule: messenger RNA, 360 nt
Organism: Cotesia congregata
Lineage: Eukaryota; Metazoa; Arthropoda; Insecta; Hymenoptera; Braconidae
Source: the annotation of a GenBank genome assembly
UACUCACAGUAUUUAGUUUUAGUUGAUCGAUUACAUCUAUCAGGACAGUCAUCCUCAGGAAUUUGUUUUGGGCCAAAUAAAUUGGGACAGACACUUAAUUUUUGGCAAACAGCUCUACAAAAUUCUGACACCAUUUCACCAGAACUAACAACAGCAACACUUGCACGAUUAACCCGUCCAGGACCCACGGAUUUGGGACACCACGAAGAGGACCGUGAUUCGGGUAUGGGUGCAGCUGUUGUAUACGUAUCAGCCAAAUAUACAUCCCAAUUAAACUCACUGGGAUUGUGCAACCCCCAGCCUUUGGGAGCAGUUAAUUUCAAGUCAUGUUCUUUAGUCCAGCCUACUGGGAAUAUGUAA